Messenger RNA from Callorhinus ursinus (northern fur seal), 1069 nucleotides. Lineage: Eukaryota; Metazoa; Chordata; Mammalia; Carnivora; Otariidae. The record is from RefSeq and is a predicted model, not a curated record.
GCGAGCUCGGGCUCCGGCGCCCGGGCGACGGCGCGGCGGCCGCCAUGGGCAACAAGCAGACCAUCUUCACGGAGGAGCAGCUGGACAACUACCAGGAUCCAAAGCAAGACAAGAAUUUGGGAAUGUGACUACAAAACACCAGCAGGCUCCUCAGAACCCUGAGAAGCUUUUAAGGUUCCUGCCAUAUUCAUCCCCCAUGAGCUACCUUUCUGCAAUGAGCUCCAGGCAAAUAAGUCAACAGCAGAAAAAGCAAACCGUCAGUUGAUGAGCAGGUUCACGGCAGCUUUGUUGGUGCUCAGAGAAGAAACAUUAGGACUGCACCUUCUUCAAUAAGAAGGACAUCCUCAAGGUAGGCCCAAAUGUGGACUGCCAACCAGUGCGCCACUUCCAGAAGAAUCCAUUCCUCCCGGUGAUUUCCAGUGCUCUGUCACGGACCACCCUCCCUUACAUGUGCGCCUCGUCUGCGCCCCAAGGCUCCACGCACGGUUCUACGAGCUGGCCCCCAACCUCGUCCCCAUGGACUACAGGAAGAGUCCCAUCGUCCACGUGCCCAUGAGCCUCAUCAUCCAGAUGCCGGAGCUCCGGGAGAACCCCUUCAAGGAAAGGAUCGUGGAGGCUUUUUCUGAGGACGGCGAGGGGAACCUCACCUUCAACGACUUUGUGGACAUGUUCUCCGUGCUGUGUGAGUCGGCUCCCCGGGAGCUCAAGGCAAACUAUGCCUUCAAGAUCUACGACUUCAACACGGACAACUUCAUCUGUAAGGAGGACCUGGAGCGCACACUGGCACGGCUCACCAAGUCGGAGCUGGACGAAGAUGAGGUGGUGCUCGUGUGUGAAAAGGUCAUCGAGGAGGCCGACCUGGACGGCGACGGCAAACUGGGCUUCGCAGACUUUGAGGACAUGAUUGCCAAGGCCCCCGACUUCCUCAGCACCUUCCACAUCCGGAUCUGAGGACACUGCCGAGGGCACAGGGGCCCCAAGGCCAACCACCUGGGUCUGCUGUCUGCACGAGUGUGACCUCCGAGCUGUCCAUAAAAGAGGCUGCGGCCUCUGGGGCUAGACCCACCAA